AUUGCAUUCAGUGAAGAUGGAGAAUAUUUUGCCUAUGGGUUGAGUGCUAGUGGCUCAGAUUGGGUGACUAUCAAAUUUAUGAAGGUGUCCACCAUGGAAGAACUUCCUGAUGUUUUGAAGAGGGUGAAAUUCAGUUGCAUGUCCUGGACACAUGAUGGAGUCGGAAUUUUUUAUAACUGCUAUCCCACACAAUAAGGAAAAAGUGAUGGAACGGAAACAUCAACCAACCUGAACCAGAAGCUUUAUUAUCAUGUCUUGGGAACAGACCAAUCAAAGGAUGUGUUAUGUGCUGAAUUUACUGAAGAGCCUAAAUGGAUGGGAGGUGCUGAGGUUUCUGAUGAUGGGAAGUACGUCUUACUGUCCAUCCGUGAAGGAUGUGAGCCUGUUAACAGAUUGUGGUACUGGGAUCUGCAAAAAACAAAUGGUAUUACCAGAAAUCUUCCCUGGAUCAAAUUAAUAGAUGAUUUUGAAGCUGAAUAUGACUAUAUCACUAACAAAGGAACAAUUUUCACCUUUAAGACAGAUCGUAAUGCUCCUAACUACAAGCUAAUUAACACAGACUUCAAUAACCCUGAAGAAUCCAGCUGGAAAGAGCUCAUUCCUGAACACAUUAAGGAUGUUUUGGAAUGGGUCUCUUGUGUCUACUCUAAGUUCCUGGUCUUGUGCUACCUCCAUGAUGUAAAGAAUGUUUUGCAGCUACAUGACCUGGCCUCUGGCACGCAUGUUAAGACUUUCCCCUUGGAUGUUGGGAGCAUAGUGGGAUACAGCAGUCGGAAGAAGGAUUCUGAAAUAUUUUAUCAAUUCACUUCCUUUUUAUCUCCAGGCAUUAUUUAUCACUGUGACCUGACCAAAGACGUGUUGGAGCCAAGUGUUUUCCGAGAGAUUACCGUGAAAGGCUUUAAUCUUUCAGACUACCAAACAGUGCAGGUUUUCUACUCCGGCAAAGAUGGCACCAAGAUACCAUUGUUCAUUGUCCACAAAAAGGGUAUUAAACUGGAUGGCUCUGACCCAGCUUUUUUGUAUGGCUAUGGGGGUUUCAAUAUAUCUAUUACUCCAAGUUACAGUGUGUCAAGACUUAUCUUUGUGAGGCAUCUAGGUGGCAUUCUUGCUGUUGCCAACAUCAGAGGUGGUGGAGAAUAUGGGGAAACAUGGCACAAAGCUGGCAGCCUAGGAAACAAGCAAAACUGUUUUGAUGAUUUUCAAUCAGCUGCUGAAUAUUUAAUCAAGGAAGGUUACUCAAGUGCUCUGAGAAUAACUAUUAAUGGUGGCUCAAAUGGUGGCCUGUUAGUAGCUGCUUGUGCCAACCAGCGCCCUGAUCUAUUUGGAUGCGCCAUUGCUCAAGUUGGUGUUAUGGACAUGCUUAAAUUCCACAAAUUCACUAUUGGGCAUGCAUGGACAACUGAUUUUGGCUGCCCUGACAACAAAGAACAAUUUGAAUGGUUGUGCAAAUAUUCCAUACUUCAUAAUAUCAAAGUGCCAAAUGAUGAUGGAAUCCAUUAUCCAUCUACAUUGCUCCUCACAGCAGAUCAUGAUGACAGAGUAGUACUGUUGCAUUCUCUCAAGUUUAUAGCCACUCUACAGCAUGUUGUGGGUCAGAUUCCAAAGCAAAGAAACCCACUUCUCAUUCACGUGGAUACCAAGGCUGGCCAUGGGGCAGGGAAACCAACUGCAAAAGUUAUUGAAGAAGUCUCGGAUAUGUUUAAUUUUAUUGCAAAGUGUCUAAAUCUUGAUUGGAUUCCAUAAGUAAAUAUAGUACCAAUAAUAAUACUAAUAAUGCAAGGGCUUUUUGUUUACUUUCCGAAAUCAAUAGAUUCAGAUUAAUAUCAUUUUACAGUACUUAUUAUAAAAAGUUUUUUCUUCAUCUCAAACAAUAAUAUUGUAAAAAAAAAAAAAACUUCUUGGACCAUUAAAUCAUAUAUUACAUUGUAUUUGAUAUUUAUGACUUGUUCAAUAAAACAGAUACUUUCA
Messenger RNA from Bombina bombina (fire-bellied toad), 1968 nucleotides. RefSeq names its product prolyl endopeptidase-like. Gene Ontology annotation, biological process: proteolysis. Lineage: Eukaryota; Metazoa; Chordata; Amphibia; Anura; Bombinatoridae. Gene Ontology annotation, cellular component: cytosol. The transcript has a single exon. The record is from RefSeq and is a predicted model, not a curated record. Gene Ontology annotation, molecular function: oligopeptidase activity; serine-type endopeptidase activity. The annotation marks the transcript as partial.